Molecule: messenger RNA, 1063 nt
Organism: Betta splendens (Siamese fighting fish)
Lineage: Eukaryota; Metazoa; Chordata; Actinopteri; Anabantiformes; Osphronemidae
Product: growth arrest and DNA damage-inducible protein GADD45 beta-like
Exons: 4
Coding region: 150-626 (158 amino acids)
Biological process (GO): regulation of cell cycle
Cellular component (GO): nucleus; cytoplasm
Source: RefSeq, a predicted model, not a curated record
CUCAGCUCAGACUCUGCUUUCGCUCGGCACCUCUGGACCGUCCUAAAGUUUGGAAAUAGAAAAUUGGUGGAUCUUUAUUUCGGGACUUGAUCUCCACGCUGUGGAUAUUUCUGCUCCUGGACCCUGUGGAUUAUUUCAAUAACUUCAGCAUGACUCUGGAGGAUCUUGUUGGAUCUAACAGCACCGAUAAAAAGAUGGAGACGGUGACUCAGGCUCUGGAGGAGUUGCUGGUCGCGGCUCAGCGGCAGGACUGCGUCACGGUGGGAGUCUACGAGUCCGCCAAACUCAUGAAUGUAGACCCGGACAGCGUGGUCCUGUGCGUCCUCGCCACAGACAAGGAGGACGAAGACGACAUCGCGCUGCAGAUCCACUUCACGCUGCUGCAGGCUUUCUGCUGCGACAACGACAUCAACAUUGUGCGCGUGUCCGGCGUGAGGCGCCUGUCUCAGCUGCUGGACGAGGACGGCGAGGACGGCAACGAGCCGCGGGACCUGCACUGCAUCCUGGUCACCAACCCUCCAGUGCAGCCACUUCAGUGCCAAGCUCUGCAGGACGUCGGUAACUUCUGUGUGGAGAGUCGCUGCACGAACCAGUGGGUUCCGUGUCUGAACCUGCAGGACCGAUGAGCGGCUCUAUGCACAACCGAACCGAGCAAGACCGCCAGGGAGCGGUGAGAAGGAGUGGUCCAAACGGCCAUCCUCGUGCUGAAGAGGAACUAAGGCGUUUGAGUGAACACAGGGUUCGGACCGAACUAGCGUCGUGUUUCGUGCUGAGUAAAUGAAUGACUUGUCCCGGGGCGCUGGCACCGGGCUGGUUGUAGAAGUAGGACCGACCGGGUCCUGGAGCUGCAGAUAGGCGGGGUUCAGCCGACAGUCACGUGACUGAACCUGGGCCGCAGGUGUUCUGCCCACCUGUCCCGUCUCAGUGGACUGAGGGGAAGGUGACGUCAUAUACCGUGUGUUGCCGUCAUAUGCCGUGGAGCAGCGCACUGACGUCAUACCUGACUGUUUUAGUAAAUCCACAUGUUGAACUUGUGUCAUGAAUAAAUGAUUGAAGGAGGAAA